Molecule: messenger RNA, 3077 nt
Organism: Porites lobata
Lineage: Eukaryota; Metazoa; Cnidaria; Anthozoa; Scleractinia; Poritidae
Source: the annotation of a GenBank genome assembly
AUGAGCAAGUUCUUGCAGCAGUUUUCUUCACGUGUAAACUGUUUGAGGCUUUUUAGAACGUUUCCAGUCAUGGUGAGUGAAAUAAUCUAUAUGAAGUAUCAUAAUUUGGUGAUACACUUAGUCGUCUUUUUUGUUAUUUUGAAUAAACUCCAGCAUUCUUGCCAUUAUACUCAUUUGCACCCCCCCGGGUUGAGGAGCAAUGGAAGUAAUUAGAGUUGAAGAAAUUUUUAGGGGUAGUGUAAAUGGAAUUCUCUAGGGUUAAAAAUUUGUUUGGAAAUCUUCAGGGAUAAAUAAAGAAUUCAUGCAAAUUUUAGAGCAAAAAGUAACAUUUCAAGCAAAAAGUAAAUUUUCAGGAAGAAAAGUUGUGGGAAAGAUGGUAUAGCCAAGUCAAAAAGGGGUGUUUACAUGACGCCCUUGCCCCAGCCAACAGUGCUCGUGCAUGCUCUGAUUGUUUGUCACCCACAACAAGUUGACCCGAGCCAAAGUGUUCAUCUGUAGAAAAGUUGGCCUGGGUAGGAGGGUGACCCUUACACUGAGGAAGGGGGGAUGCGGCUACAAUCAGCGACCAAAAUAAGUUGAGACACUAUGCCCAAAAGGGGCUUUCUGACGUUUUACUGUCUUCAAAAGGCGAAAAUAAAGCUUUUCCACCCCCAUACCUCCAUGCAAUGUUGUGACGCUGUUUGAGCUACCUAUAGAGAACAACAAACACCCCAACUUUGAAUGGAGGGGACAGGGAGGGGUGUGGAUUCUUUUGUUCCCUGAAGUUACCCUAUUUGAGUACAAUGUCUCAACAAUUUUGUUGCUGAUUGUUUGCAGGUCACCCUUCUAGCUGAGUCUAAUUUUUGUUUCUCAUGUAAAGGGUUCACUAAUUUUGGAAAGUAAAUGUAUGAAUAGUUGGCUCACUCAGGGUACCAUAGUUUUGGUAGGCGAGUGACCCUUCUACUCUUUACAAGCUUUCUCCAUUAUAAAUAAGGCCUAUUAGGGGUGAAUGUGAUAGCCCAUUUAGAUUACCGUAAAAUUCCGAAAAUAAGCCCCGGGGCUUAUAUUUUUCAAAGACCCUUUUUGAGGGGCUUAUUUUUGGAGGGGCUUAUCUACGGAGGGAAAUUUGCAUUUCAAAAUCGAUUGGGCUAGCCUUAUAACUGGAAGUAAAUUUACCGUUUUUUCUUUGUUUAACUUUGUAUUUGAGGGAAAUUUUCCAAGCACAAGUCCCCGGGGGGCUUAUAUUUGGAGGGGCAAUUUAACAGAGGGUUUUUUUGCGUAACCGGUUUGGGGGGAUCAUAUUUGGAGGGGCUUAUUUUCAGAAUUUUACGGUAUGUGCUGUACUUUUAUUUUUAUAUUCUCAUGAAUACAGGUCAUGUGAUAUUAUUCUAGAAAGCUUAUUAUCUAAAUUAAUUCUUUAAAUCUAAUUUCCGGCUUAGAAAAAUAGCUGUUUCUCUCGAACUUUUUGUCAGUCAUGUGCAUAUGAAUGCUUAGUUUUUGAAAAGACAAAGCGAAAUUCCUUUGAGAACAUCACAUAAACUGUAUCGGGAAACAAACGCGAGUCAGUGUGGAGGAAACUCCCAUGUAAUAAGAGACCAAUCUCAUGGGCUGGUUUUUUUACCCAAAAGUAGACCGCAUUUUAUUUCCAACACAGAAUGAUCAUGGUGUUAUUUUUCCAACCCAAAACAAUACCUGUACAGGUAAAAAUAUUGGCUUUCUGCUCUGAGGACCCUAACAAAGACCAAAAUCUUUAAUUUCUUCCAUAAAGUAAGACAACAAAGUAUACAAGCUACAAUGGUAUUUUGGUGCGAUUUAAUACACACUAACCCAUUGUAGGAGGCGACGUGGUCGAGUGGUUAGGGCACUGAACUUGUGAUUCGGAGGCUCCGAGUUCAAGUCCUACCGUGACCACCAGCUGGAUUUGUUCUUUGAGGUCCCGAGUUCAAAUCCUUGGCCAUGCUUGUAAAAUAGCCAACUGCUUUGCCUCCUACCAGUAGGAGAGGGUAUCGAGAAGAGGGUAUCAUUUUACAUGUAAACUGAUCAAUUGGCUGAAGAUUUUAGUCUAGACUAGGGAAACCAGGAAUUGCCACUCAAGAAUAUAAAAAAAUCACAUCGGUCUUGUUUUGGCUGGACUGUGCUAGUGACCUCAGUUGUUUCUGGAAAAGAGCUAUUCUAGGAUAGGGGGGUUUGGGGAGUUUAGUCUAGUAGAGGGUAGCAAAAUUUACUUGAACUAGCUCUGGUAUCAGCUAAGGGUUCCAUGGUCCUAGCAGCACAUCCCCACCCAAAAAGUCCUAAAGUAGCCUGCUCCCUGGGUCUGAGUCUUUCUAAAUAAAUAGUUACAGUAAUGAAAAAAAAAAAGACCAAAAGGUAAGGUGCAAAUGGGACCUGGAGUCCCAUGCAGGGCACCUCCCAACUAAAUCAGUAAAAAUUUUGAGAAAUGCUUAUUAAACCAUUGUUGCCAGUUGCCUAUUGUAACCAUAAGCCCCUCAAGGUGAGAGCAUAAUUAAAGUAUUAUUAUUAUUAUUAUUAUUAUCAUUAUUACAUUUCAUGCACAAUCUUUGUAUUUCUAAGCAAUCGGCAUACUUAAAGGCUCUCAGGCAUGUUUUGGGGCUUGAGCAUAAAAAAGUUCCCAAGACUCACCUGUGAGUGAGUGUUCUCAAUCGAGCCAGAUGUGAAGGCUAAGUUCCUCCUCACUAACCUCACUUCAGAUAAGUUGUCCUUUUGAAUUUUGAUCUUGACAAGGAGAUAUGUGGCGACAUUUACAACUCUUUAAUUUAAAUUGACAGGCUUCACCUAAGGUUGCCAAAUUUACUGAUGAAGAAAGGGAAACAGAGCUUCAGCCUCUGAAGUCCUCAGGGUGGACUGAUGUCGAGGGCCGUGAUGCCAUUUACAAGGAGUUUAAGUUCAAGAAUUUCAACCAGGCAUUUGGUUUCAUGAGCCGCGUGGCUCUCAUGUCGGAGAAGAUGGAUCAUCACCCAGAGUGGUUUAAUGUGUAUAGCAGGGUUCAAGUGACCCUCUCCACCCAUGACUGUGGGGGGCUGUCGAGCAAGGAUGUCAAACUAGCAAAAUUCAUGGAUAGAGCUGCCAAUUCCAUGUGA